Molecule: messenger RNA, 5354 nt
Organism: Toxotes jaculatrix (banded archerfish)
Lineage: Eukaryota; Metazoa; Chordata; Actinopteri; Toxotidae
Gene: zdhhc9
Product: zinc finger DHHC-type palmitoyltransferase 9
Exons: 9
Coding region: 683-1849 (388 amino acids)
Biological process (GO): protein targeting to membrane; peptidyl-L-cysteine S-palmitoylation
Cellular component (GO): endoplasmic reticulum; Golgi apparatus
Molecular function (GO): protein-cysteine S-palmitoyltransferase activity
Source: RefSeq, a predicted model, not a curated record
UUUACGUUUGCGUUCAUGCAGACUGCGAUUAUUUCUUAUUUUUAGAGUUUUUAUUUUAUUUUUUUUUCUCUCUCAUGGAGGCUUAAUGUCCAUGUCCAGCAGCAUGGUGGUAGUCUAAUUUUCUGUGAACGCGGAGCAGCUCGCUUAUUCGAUCAUUUAUGAUUUAUCGAGAUAUGAUAUGAAUGUCAACCGGUCAAGGUCCGCUCCACCAAUGCAACAGCCACGGCUGGAUUUUCUAGCUUCUGGUACGGAGUAUCUGCCGCAAGCGUUUGGAUGAAUUUUUGUUCAUUUCCAGUCCUGAGUGGACGGUGAGGGGAUAGAGAUUGUUUGUUUGAGCAGCGUGGGAGCCCCACCGUGGGAAUGACAUGCCGCAGUAAAGACGGGAAAUUGGAAGUAAUACGGAUCAGAAAACACUGAUGAUGUGACUGCGACGCUUUUAUUGAAAAAAAAAAAAAUGCUUCACUGUCGUCGCCCUGUGCAGAAAUUUAUAAUAUUACAGAGCAAGUCGUUUGCUUUUCGCCAAUGGACUGUGUGCAGCACUGACUGAACAGUAUUUAUAAGAAUACAUGAGCGCAGGAUCCUCCUUAGCUCCAUCAGCUCAUUGUCUGAAUCGCUUCAUAGUAUAACACCUGACAUUAACCCAAAGAAGGACUGAAGGCUGUUCUGAAAAAAAGAGGACACCAUGUCGGCGGUGAUGAUAACACGAAAGGUGCGAAAAUGGGAGAAGCUCCCGGGUAAAAACACUUUCUGCUGCGACGGACGCGUGAUGAUGGCCCGGCAGAAAGGAGUCUUCUACCUGACCCUCUUCCUCAUCAUCGGAACCUGUUCCCUUUUCUUCGCUUUCGAAUGUCCAUACCUGGCUGUGCAUCUGUCUCCUACCAUCCCAGUUUUCGCUGCCCUGCUCUUCCUGUUCGUCAUGGCCAUGUUGCUGAGGACCAGCUUCAGUGACCCCGGGGUGCUGCCACGGGCCCUCCCAGAGGAAGCCACAUUCAUCGAGAUGGAAAUUGAGGCUGCCAAUGGGAACGUCCCCGCAGGGCAGCGGCCUCCACCUCGUAUCCGCAACGUUCAGAUCAACAACCAGAUCGUAAAGCUCAAGUACUGCUACACCUGCAAGAUCUUCCGACCACCUCGAGCAUCUCACUGCAGCAUCUGUGACAACUGCGUCGAUCGUUUUGAUCACCACUGUCCGUGGGUGGGCAACUGCGUGGGCAAGAGGAACUACCGAUACUUCUACCUGUUCACCCUGUCCCUGUCCCUGCUCACCAUUUAUAUCUUCACGUUUGACAUCGUCCAUGUGGUCAUGCGUUCAGUGGAUAAUGGCUUUUUGAACACUUUGAAAGAAACACCUGGAACUGUGCUGGAGGUGUUGGUGUGUUUCUUCACCCUGUGGUCAGUGGUGGGACUGACCGGCUUCCACACCUACCUGAUCUCUCUCAACCAGACCACCAAUGAAGAUAUUAAAGGAUCCUGGUCCGGAAAGAACAGAGUCCAGAACCCGUACAGCCACAAGAACAUCAUCAAAAACUGCUGUGAGGUGCUCUGUGGGCCGACGUACCCGAGUGUCUUGGACAGGAGAGGACUAAUGCAGGAGGAUUUGCCUGCGCCUGCUGCACCCUCCUCCUCCUCCUCCUCCUCCAGCAGCAGCAACCCAGUGCCACAAACCACGAAAACCACAGCUCCACUCAUCCCCAACGAGCACACACCUGAUGAUGCCAAGCCGAGCAUUGCUGCUUCAGCAGAGAAGAGCCCCUCCCCCGGAGAGGAGCACCCUCCUGCUACCAAGGUCCCACCCCUGGCUUCACCUGAGACUGAUGCAGAGACAUCCGUCGUCAAGGACAAGACCCAUUAGUUGUAUGAGUGGGCGGCUCUAAUCAUAGCCACUUCCCCCCACCCCCCAUCGCCCCCACCCCCCAGCAUCCUGCAUGGUCAGGAACUGGAACAUUAAUAAUCAAUGUCUGAUUAUUGUGCAGGUGACUCAGUUAUUCUCCAACUCUUGCCCUACAUUCAGCCAGAAGAGUUUCUGCUGCAGCUCCUCCUCCUCCCUCCUCCUCCUCGCCAGUAGCUGCAGAGGCGUUUGAUUGACACUUACUCCUGCAGGAGGGGGAGUGAUUUAAUGGAAAGUCAGCAGCUUCCUCUGACUUAUGAACACUGCAUGGAAAAGACACACAGGGGGAGAAGCAGCUGGGAAAACUGCAGAAAAAAAACUCUUCAAGAGUAUGACUUUCCCCUCAGUUCACCUGUGGGUUGCUCUGAUUGUCAGUACUACUUCUUUUCUUUAUUUAAAAUUGCGUAAUGACAUUUAUUGUGAGAGGCCAGUUCCAAUAUAACCCUUGCAAGUGUCUGGCAAAGACAAUAUUACUUCUGGACAUGUAUAAACCUUCAUAUGUGCAGUCAGUUUUUUGUUGUGUGCACAUUACAUGCCCUAUGCAAACCAUGAGAAGGCUGGACAAGAGGCUUUUUAUUUAUUUUUUUUUUUGUUGUUUUGAUUUUUUCCUGUGCGGAUAAAAGUGUUUCACUUGUAAGUCUGUGAGUACACAUGAUGUCCAGGCAGGGGGAGGACAUGCAAAAAAUUUUUAGCUGAGAUAUCCCUAAAGGCUCCUUCCAGGCAAGUCAAAUCUACCUUUUAUUCUGAUAUUGCUGCAUUCAGUACUGUUGUUACUUACUUGCAUCUUGUUUUUUUUUAGGUUUUUUUUUUAACUUUAAAGGGAUCUGAUCAAGACCAACGGCUGUCAUUCCAUUUUUAUAUAAUCAAGGAUGUGGUGUGACGUUGGUGCUCUGAAAUAGAUGAAACUGCUUUGCGCACGGUUAAAGUCUUAUAUCCAGGAGACGCUUAGUCCCUGUGUGAGCGAGAAAAGGCCUGAAUUCUGAUGAUCCUAGACACUCGUAGCAACAGUGCCUUAUCACAACAGUUGCAAUAUGAAAUGCAGCUGAGGUCAACUAACAGAGAAGCCCCUCCAAAUUCGUUCUGAUAUAGUGUUAAAUGAGAAAUGCCAACUUUAAUUUGCAAAUUAGUGGUUCCAAACUCGUGGGUCAGAAGUUAAAUCUAAGAGGUCUUUAUUUGUUUUCUUCACAAGAUUGAUACCACUCUCAUGUCUGUGUAUUAAACACAAAGCUACAGGCUGGUGAUGAUUAGCUUAGCAUAAGCAUAAAGACUGGAAACAGUAGGAAACAGCUAGCCUGGCUUUGUCAGAAGAUAGAACAUCAUCAUUUGUGAUUUUGCAACUGGAACACUUUCUCAACUUCCUGUCGUUUUUACAUUUUUAAAACUAUUUAUAAACAUGCAUAAACAUGCAUAAACAUGCGCUGUUUACCUUUAGACAGGCUAGGUGUUUCCUUGUUUCCAUUCUUUAUGCUAAGCUAAGCUAACUGGCUGCUGGCUGUAACGAGCAAACGCACAGACAUGAGUGGUAACAAUCAACCAUCUAACUCUCAGCAAGACAGCAAAUAAGUUUACUUCUCAAAAUGUCCAAGUAUUCCUUUACACAGGAGAGGAAAGUUGGGGGAAAAAAACAAAACAUGAAUUAAACUUUCUGGAGAAAAAAAUAAGCAAAGCCAUGGUUGAAUUGUACAUAGUUUUGCAGGUAUAAAUGUACUUAAAACCUCUCAGCGGAUGAGUGACCGUCAUCAGCAAGGGUAACUGCAGCCAGUGUUAAUUAUUCUGCCUGUGAACUUGAGCACCUCCUCCUGCAAAUCACAUCAGAGCUGAUCUUCCUCAGAGUCCUCUCUCUUCCUGCCGUCUUUUGCCUUCUCGUAUUUAACUCAUCUUCUCUUCCUUUUCCUUGCAUCUUUGCUGUGACAGUUUUUCCUACAGUAAGCCCAAAGCCGGGGCCUCUUCCACUGCAGCCAUCUUUGGCAGGAUCAUUAUUGCAGAGAGAAAACAGAAAGACAUUCAAUCCGAAUGUUUUUUUUAAUGCGGCUUGAGAGUUUAUUUUGUUCUGGUUACAGAGAUCGCUCGAGGGGGACAGCAUCCACUCAGAAAAAAAUGAGAGAAAGUGAAGCAAAUUCUUGGUAUUUAAAUGAUUUUAGCAGAUAGCGAGGGUUUGUCAUAGUGAUUGUGUUGUAUGCAAGACAGUUAGUGUUUGUGAAAUAAUACUUGUGUAGAAAUUCUAGUGUGUCAACAGCAUCGUGUCAGACUCUGCCCGAGAUGAUUUAUUAUAAGACUCAAAAUGAUCACAAUUCCUCCUUAAUCUCCUAAAACAUAACUCCAAAACUAUAAGAGAGUGGAAGCAUGUGAAAUAAUUUUUAGGAUCUUGCAGUUGUUGGCAGCUGUAUAAUCAUUUUCUUGGAGCAGUUUAAAGCUCAAGACUGACAUUAGAUACUUUUAAAGAGUAAAAGAUGAAUCUAGGCCUGCAAGUAACAUUUUUUCAUUAAUUAAUCUGUGGAUCAUUUUCUUAAUUUAAUGAUUAUUUGCUCUAUAUAAUGUCAAAAAAUGGUGAGAAGGUGACAUAUUGGGUCUGUUUAUUUUGUCUAACCAAUAGUCCAAAUCACAAAAAUAUUCAGUUUAUUAAAAGAAAAUCACAUACAUUUGAAAAUCUGGAACUAGCAAAUUCUGUUCAUUUAUGCUUGAAAUUGCCAAACAAAUAGUUCAUAAUUAGAAUUGUUAAUUGAUUGAUUAAUUUCCUCUUUUUCUCUUUACUCAUCUUAUCAAUUAAUCGUUUCAGCUCAAGAUUAAUCAUGCUCUUUACUCUGGAUGAGAAAAGGAGGGAUAACCAACACAUGUCCUUUGGAAGAUGCUGUAAAGUGUGUGGCAGUAUUGUUUCUGUGAAGUAAAGAAGUGUAUUUACUGAAUAUUUGUUGGAACAAAUCUCCAAAAAAUGUUCAACUUUUCAAUGAUAAGUACUAAACCAGGACCAGUUUUAGUGGAUUUUCUUUGUGGAAGGUUUUUUUGAAGACAGUUUGAUGUUUCUGAUCGCUUUGUGUUGCUGUCACCGAGAAGCAAGAAUGUAUGUGAUUGACAUCCGAUAAAAGAAGGGACGUUUGUGUUGAACUCCUGUGUUACAACAGUCCCAGGUAGAUUUUAAAGGGACGGCUGAACUUUAAGUUUUAGCUCUAAGGGUUUGCGGACUGCACAGUGACCAAGCUGAGCUGCUGUGUGUGUGUUAUAUCCUGUGUUAAAAUGCCAUGACGUGAUCAGAUCUGAAUGCUCUGAUCAAUCUAUUACAUUGCAUUAUGUAUACAGAUACAGUACUAUACCAUUGAUGGAGCUCUUAUUUAUGUUCACUUUGUUUAGUAUCAACACUGUGAUUACAUGUAUUUCAUUCUAAUUUACUUCACUUCUUUUUACAUGAUCAAUGUGUCUGGUAAAUAAACAAUAUUGUCUUAUUAUUAUUAUUUGUUUUUCAAAAGAUGUUUUC